This is a messenger RNA of Theobroma cacao (cacao), 2157 nucleotides long. RefSeq names its product zinc finger protein 4-like. NCBI's taxonomy places the organism in Eukaryota, Viridiplantae, Streptophyta, Magnoliopsida, Malvales, Malvaceae. The record is from RefSeq and is a predicted model, not a curated record.
UUUUAAAGGAAAGCCAGGAAGCCCCAACAAGAAGACACCUCCAUAGAUAUUCUUGUCCAAGAAAAACAACAUAAUGAAAUAGUAAAGAUACCAUCCUAUCUUUAAUUCUUGCUUUACCACCAUUAUUGUCCAUUCUCUGGGUCCCCCAUUCCUCCCCACAAAUACAAUAAAACCAAAAGGUGAUUAAAAUUCAUCAAAACAAAAACCUACCAUCACUCAAUAUCUUUCAUCCAACAUUAAACAAAGCUUAUCAAUCACUCACUUGUCCAACACAAGAACAGGAACUACAUCUUUUCUAGUGGGUGCCAUCUUUUUCUCAUGUCAUACUUGACAUGCAUGAAAGACAUAACACCAAUUAUAGGAAGCAAAAAGUUAUUAUUACUUACAAUUUUCAAUCUGCGGUUUUCUUUCUUUUUUUUUGUACCAAAGAUGAAACAAUUGAUAAAUAAUUGGCAAGUGAAAAUUUGGUAAGUGUAUACAUGGUUGGUCCUUGGGGACAUUGUCUUGCCAGCUCUCAUAUAACGAAGCAGUAAAAUAUUGGCUAAACUUAAUGACUAAGGAAAAAUAUUCUGGACUGUCUGCAAUAGUAAUGGGAACUGCCAGCUUACCUUCGUUUUGUUCUGUACGUUUGUGGUUAAAUGCUUUCCUAGUUCAUACUCCGGUAAUCAGCUUAGGACACAGUCACCAAACCUAGAAGUCAUAGGGAAAAUUAGUUUGUUUAGUGAGUGAUACGACAACAGAAGGCUUGUGGGAAGCAGUGCAAAUACUUGAUUUGGAAGAUCAAGAAUUUGACCAUGAAUGCAACUCUCUUGUUGGUUUGUCAACCCGGAAUUUCUUAAAUACUCCAAAAGGAAUCGUGUAAAGGCGUUCUCAUUUGAGGAUAGCAAAGGAGCAGAAAGAUGAAAGUGGGGAAUCCUAAGCUUGAUAAGGGCAACAGUAAAGAUGACAUAAGCAUUGUCCCCCUGGAAAGACCCAAAGCAUCGCAGGGUGGGGUCAAUGACUUGAAAUGAGAUGAAAUAAAUAAAAACAAAACAACAUCAAGCCUCAUACUCUCCAUUUAUUUCUCUUCUCUAAGGUUGAUCUAACUCUUCAAACCAUACCAUAUUUCUUUUAAGCCUUUGCAUUCCUUUCAGCUUUCCUUUGACGCCCUACCUAAUUGUGAAUUACAGAUCAGAAAUGAUUUUCGAAAGAGAAGAAGCGGCUGAAGCUGGAAGUAUAUCUACAAAACAACAAAGCGAGCUAAGAAUUAAUGAGGAUAGCAAUGAAGCAAUUGAAGAGGAGAAUCCAGGAGACUGGUUGAACCUCAGAGUAGGUGGGAAUUCACUAUCAUCAACAGCUGGAGACUCUGACCCCCAAUCAAGACCAGUUUCUGCCAAGGUUUUCUCAUGUAACUUUUGCAUGAGGAAGUUUUACAGUUCCCAAGCCUUGGGUGGCCACCAGAACGCCCACAAGAGGGAGAGAGGUGCAGCCAGGAGAUACCAAUCCCAGAGGAUGAUGUCGAUGAUGGGUUUGCCAAUUAGAUCGCUUGGAGUCCGACCCCAUUCCCUAGUGCAAAAAACAAGCAGAGAUGGAGCUGCAAGUGUAGCAAGAUUUAAUGAUACUUAUACAGGUUUUGGAAUGGCAGCGAUGCACUGUACGGUAGAUGAUGCAAUGGAUUUUAUGUGGCCAGGAAGCUUCCGCUUGGAUUCUCAACUGCCCAAACCACCAUCAGACCCAGCCAAGCUCGACUUGAAUCUUCGACUCUAAUCCAUCUACUCUCCUUUGUCUAAGUUUGGAAGUCCGUUUUAGUACUACCUCUUAUCUUGGAAACAGUUCCUUGACUUGUUCAGCCAUCAGGUACAGAUACUAACUCAGUUAGAGAGUCAGAGUGCGGCUCUGCCUAACAACUAGAAGAAACGACAAGGAUAUCCUUUCACUGUCCAUCGGUAUUUAGUUAGUAGUAUGUUUAUUCCUUUUUCUGCUUCCAGCUUCUUCAGAGUCCAAGAUCAGCCUAAGAGAUUGUGGGUUCUUCUUUUUUUCUCUUGUAUCAGUUGCAUCUCUUGACAAGAACCAUAGAAUUAAAAUAUCCCUUUAAUUUCAUUUCCUCCUAAUUUCUCCAUGCCUAAAUAAAUUCUGAUAUUUCAUACUAACUCACUGAAAUAUAAUCAAGUUUUUUGA